AGUGCAGGUUGGGGUGCAGUGACCGAUAGUUUGGGUCCCAAACACACACACCACUAAGAGACUUAGUUGCGAACGCACUCUGGAUUUCCAUCCACUCACUAUAGAAUAGAACUAUAAUAUCUAUAGAAUAGAACUGUAAUAUCUAUAGAAUAGAACUAGAAUAUCUACAGAUGAUGAAGGAGCCUGGGUCCGUCCAGGGGUCUGUUGUCAUGACUACAGAAUAUCAUGAUGACUUCCAAAAUACAGACACCAGCGACAACCGAGCCUUCUGGACCAAAGAGCCGGAGUCGGGGUUAGGCCAAGCACACCAAUCAGGCAGAGGGAGAUGGAUGUGGGCGGGGCCUGUUCUGUCUGCUUUCUUCCUAUUGGCUCUGAUCAUCUUUGUCUCCGUCAGCAAUAGGAAUACUGACAGCAGGUUCUCGUCAAUAGAAAAGACUGUUGCCAACCUGAGUUCGGCUGUUCAGACUGUCAUCACCACUCUACAACAGAGCAAAGCCUCAGAGGCAGAGUUGCAGAAGGAGAUUGGAAGGCAGAAGUUCACCAUGGAAAUGACAGAACGAAAGCUGGAUUCAGUGUCGGAGUCGGUGAAGGAGUUUGAUCAGUUGGAGUCCCUUCGUUCUGCUGUUGCCGGAUUGAAGUGUUCCUUAGACAGAGUCCUGCACAACGACACAGUUUCAGGGUGCUGUCCACUUGGCUGGGUGUUGACUGGCUCCUCCUCCUGCUACUUCUUCUCGUCUGACGGGUUACCAUGGAACCAGGCUCGAGACUACUGCUCUAACUACAAGGCCCAGCUGGCUGUACUGAAGACUGAACAGGACUGGGACUUUGUAACAGGCAGUACCAAGCCGCUGUUCUUCUGGAUUGGACUGUCAGAUGAGAGGACAGGAGAAUGGGAGUGGGUGGAUGGAACACCUUAUAUCAUGGACCGCAGCCAGUGGAAGCCGGGCCAGCCUGAUAACUGGAAAGGCCAUGGUCUGGGUGGGACAGAGGACUGUGCUAUGAUACAUGCCAACGGACAGCUGAAUGAUGACCACUGUUCCCGUAGUUACCGCUACGUCUGUCAGGGACACACACUGACACACACUCACUGAUACACACAUAACUCACACACUGAUACACACACACACUGAUAAGUCACACUGACAUUCACACACACUGAUACACACAUUGUAACUCACACACUGAUACACACACACACUGAUACACACAUAACUCACACACUGAUAUACACACACACACACACUGAUACACACAUAACUCACACUGAUAUACACACACACACACACUGAUACACACAUAACUCACACACUGAUAUACACACACACACACACUGAUACACACGUUGUAACUCACACACUGACACACACACACACCAACAAGCUCUCACAGUCUUACUGUAGAAUUAGACUUGUAUCCACGUUCUCCAAACGUUAAUAAACUUCAAAGUGUUUUUGACACCCUGGGUGCUCAGCAUCGUUCAGUCUCACCAAAUGUCAAAUUAAUUAAGAGUUAAAGUUUGGGAUAGGGUAAAAAAUACAUAUACUGAACAAAAUUGGGGUCCUGUGUGGCUCAGUCGGUAGAGCAUGGCACCUGCAACGCCAAGCGUCGUGGGUUCGAUUCCCGCCACCCAUAUGCAAAAGUAGUGGCCCCAGCCGACCUGUAAGUCGCUUUGGACAAAAGCGUCUGCUAAAUGGGAUAUAUUAAAAUUAACGCAACAUGGAAAGUGUUGGUCCAAUUUUUCAUGAGCUGAAAUACAAAAUCAUAGAAAUGUUUGAUAAGCACAAAAAAGCUGAUUUCUCUCACAUUUAUUUCACAAAUGUGCAAUUUUGUUACACAAUACAAUGCUGACUGCAGGAAUGUCCACCAGAUCUGUUGUCAGAGGAUUGAAUGUGAAUUUCUAUACCAUAAGCAACAUAAUGUAGAGAUUUUUGCAGUACAUUCCGCCGGCCUCAUAACCUCAGUACAUGUGUAACCACGCUAGUUCAGGACCUCCACAUCCGGCUUCUUCACCUGAGGGAUCAUCUGAGGAUGGGGAGGGGGUGCUCAUGAGUAUUUCUAUGUGUAAUAAAACCCUUUAGUUGGGAAAAAAUCAUUCUGAUUGGCUGGGAAUGCCUCCCCAGUGGGUGGACCUGGCUCCCAAGUGGGUGGGCCUAUGCCCUCCCAGGCCCACUCAUUGUUGCGCCUCUGCCCAGUCAUGUGAAAUCCAUUGAUUUGGACUUAAUUUAUUUCAAUUGAUGGAUUUCCUUCUAUGAACUGUAACUCAGUCAAAUAUUUGAAAUUGAAGCAUGUUGCAUUUAUAUUUGUGUUCAGUAUAAAUAAAUACAAAUACUGGGAUCAAAUACCCAACCUUCUGAUGCAGAGUUAUGCCCUUCAACCUCCCCUAGCAAAACCCAGAGUUAUGCCCUUCAAUCUCCCCUAGCAAAACCCAACCUUCUGAUGCAGAGUUAUGACCUUCAACCUCCCCUAGCAAAACCCAGAGUUAUGCCCUUCAAUCUCCCCUAGCAAAACCCAACCUUCUGAUGCAGAGUUAUGCCCUUCAACCUCCCCUAGCAAAACCCAGAGUUAUGCCCUUCAAUCUCCCCUAGCAAAACCCAGAGUUAUGCCCUUCAAUCUCCCCUAGCAAAACCCAGAGUUAUGCCCUUCAACCUCCCCUAGCAAAACCCAGAGUUAUGCCCUUCAAUCUCCCCUAGCAACACCCAACCUUCUGAUGCAGAGUUAUGCCCUUCAACCUCCCCUAGCAAAACCCAACCUUCUGAUGCAGAGUUAUGCCCUUCAACCUCCCCUAGCAAAACCCAGAGUUAUGCCCUUCAAUCUCCCCUAGCAAAACCCAGAGUUAUUCCCAUCCAGCUGAUGGUAAUAAUUCUCACUGCCCAUAGUGCCUGGUUUUUGAGGUAUUUCUCGAUGUCCUCUGGACAUGGAUAGACGUCCAAUUUUAAAGUCGAUCUCCCUUCACACACACACACACACACACACACACACACACACACACACACACACACACACACACACACACACACACACACAGACACACACACACACACACACAAGGCAAUGUCUCCCCACAUAACACAAACAGCCUAGGUUCUGAUGUUCUGAUAUUAAACCACUGUAACACGUGUCAACAUGUCUGAUGUUCUGAUAUUAAACCACUGUAACACGUAUCAACAUGUCUGAUGUUGUGAUAUUAAACCACUGUAACACGUAUCAACAUGUCUGAUGUUCUGAUGUUAAACCACUACAACGUAUCAACAUGUCUGAUGUUCUGAUGUUAAACCACUGCAACGUGUCAACAUGUCUGAUGUUCUGAUAUUAAACCACUGUAACACGUAUCAACAUGUCUGAUGUUCUGAUGUUAAACCACUACAACGUAUCAACAUGUCUGAUGUUCUGAUGUUAAACCACUGUAACACGUAUCAACAUGUCUGAUGUUCUGAUGUUAAACCACUGUAACACGUAUCAACAUGUCUGAUGUUGUGAUGUUAAACCACUGUAACACGUAUCAACAUGUCUGAUGUUCUGAUGUUAAACCACUGUAACACGUAUCAACAUGUCUGAUGUUCUGAUGUUAAACCACUACAACGUAUCAACAUGUCUGAUGUUCUGAUAUUAAACCACUGCAACGUGUCAACAUGUCUGAUAUUCUGAUAUUAAACCACUACAACGUGUCAACAUGUCUGAUGUUGUGAUGUUAAACCACUGUAACACGUAUCAACAUGUCUGAUGUUCUGAUGUUAAACCACUGUAACACGUAUCAACAUGUCUGAUGUUCUGAUAUUAAACCACUGUAACACGUAUCAACAUGUCUGAUGUUCUGAUGUUAAACCACUACAACGUAUCAACAUGUCUGAUGUUCUGAUGUUAAACCACUACAACGUGUCAACAUGUCUGAUGUUCUGAUAUUAAACCACUGUAACACGUAUCAACAUGUCUGAUGUUCUGAUGUUAAACCACUGUAACACGUAUCAACAUGUCUGAUGUUGUGAUGUUAAACCACUACAACGUGUCAACAUGUCUGAUGUUGUGAUGUUAAACCACUGUAACACGUAUCAACAUGUCUGAUGUUCUGAUGUUAAACCACUGUAACACGUAUCAACAUGUCUGAUGUUCUGAUGUUAAACCACUACAACGUGUCAA
This is a messenger RNA of Oncorhynchus masou masou (cherry salmon), 4134 nucleotides long. RefSeq names its product asialoglycoprotein receptor 1-like. The record is from RefSeq and is a predicted model, not a curated record. Bases 171 to 1091 code for a protein of 306 amino acids. Lineage: Eukaryota; Metazoa; Chordata; Actinopteri; Salmoniformes; Salmonidae. The transcript is spliced from 8 exons.